Guillardia theta CCMP2712 is the source of this 975-nucleotide messenger RNA. RefSeq lists its product as hypothetical. The record is from RefSeq and is a predicted model, not a curated record. NCBI's taxonomy places the organism in Eukaryota, Cryptophyceae, Pyrenomonadales, Geminigeraceae. The annotation marks the transcript as partial. The transcript has 6 exons.
UGCAUCCCUUGUGCUUCCGGGUCCUACAGCGAUGUAGAGGGAUCGACAACCUGCACAGCUUGCCCCGAAGGCAUGACCUCGAGGCUUACAGGCAGCGCAAGCAUCCUUGAUUGUCGUUGCACGAGCGGCAAGUACAUGGACCCUAAGAGCGGGGCUUGCCUAGCCUGUCCAGGGGGUACAUACAACAACGAAAGCCGGCUGACGUUCUGCGCCACGGGCUGUGCGACCUGCCCCAUCCACUCCACCUCCGUGCAGGGCAGCUCGUCUCGGUCAGACUGCGUGUGCGAGGCUGGCUUCUACGAUGCUGAAGCGGCAGCGAGGUCGUCGACGCAGGGCAGCAACGCUACCAUCGCUUCCUCUCUUGCAGCUGGGCCGGACUGCCGCCGUUGCGCGGAGGGAAGCUACAGCAAUGGUACCGGCUCUACAGUGUGCAACGAGGAGUGUGCGGUGUGUCCGGGAGGAUCUUACUCGUCCAUGGGCGGAUCGACAAGCUGCACGACCUCUGGGCCGGACUGCCGCCGUUGCGCGGAGGGAAGCUACAGCAAUGGUACCGGCUCUACAGUUUGCAUCCCUUGUGCUUCCGGGUCCUACAGCGAUGUAGAGGGAUCGACAACCUGCACAGCUUGCCCCGAAGGCAUGACCUCGAGGCUUACAGGCAGCGCAAGCAUCCUUGAUUGUCGUUGCACGAGCGGCAAGUACAUGGACCCUAAGAGCGGGGCUUGCCUAGCCUGUCCAGGGGGUACAUACAACAACGAAAGCCGGCUGACGUUCUGUCAACACUGUCCGGAUGACAUGGAGUCAGCACCGGGCUCCUCCAGCGUAGACGACUGUAAGUGCACCAUGGGCUUCGUGAGCGGUCUGAAUGGAUCUACUGGCUGUCACGGGUGUCCAGCAGGAUCCUACAAUGACGUAGUCGGGGCGACCAAUACUUUGUGCUUACCAUGCAAACCUGGGACCUACAGUCUCGUGGAGGGU